Solanum lycopersicum (tomato) is the source of this 4833-nucleotide messenger RNA. It is a transcript of the gene DML4, whose product is annotated as DNA demethylase 4. Gene Ontology annotation, molecular function: DNA demethylase activity; DNA N-glycosylase activity; 4 iron, 4 sulfur cluster binding. Gene Ontology annotation, biological process: base-excision repair. Lineage: Eukaryota; Viridiplantae; Streptophyta; Magnoliopsida; Solanales; Solanaceae. The record is from RefSeq and is a predicted model, not a curated record.
UAGAAAACCAAAAUAAACAAAGCUUUGCCGUUGGUUAGGAGUACUUAAAUUCAGGCUAUACGGUUAAAAGUUUAGUCGUUGGAUAGAAGUUAAAUUGUUUUAACCCUACAUAUUUUACUGCGCCAUUCUCACAUCAACCUCCAUUCUUUGCUGUGGAAAAAUCAGGGAUGGAACUGGGCAAUGCAGACCAGGAAGAGUUGGAGAAAACAGGUUUUUUUACACCAAUAACACCCUUCAAGUGCAUAUCAGCAGCAACAGAAUUUAACUCUAUCAAUGCUGGCUUGAACAAUUUUUGGUCCACAAAUAGUUCAUAUAACAGCCAAAAGAAGGAUGAGGAGGUUUCUGAUGUUAUCGGAGGGAGGAGCGAAUUUCUAAGUCGACAUUUGGAUGGUGGUUCUGAAUCUGCGACAGUGGCUCCUUCAACUCCUAUGACAAAGGCUAACCCACGAAAGAAACAAUGUGGUAGCGUAGACAUGAAUGAAAGACCACUGAAGAAACCAAGAAUGAGAAAACACACACCCAAAAUUUUUGAUGAAAGUAAGCCCAAAAAGACUCCAAAGCCUAAGAUAAAGCCUUCAAUUCCAAAAUCAGGUAACUCUAAGGUCAGUGCCAAGAUAAAGAAGAAGAUAGAAAAGGACCACGACAAAGUUUCAGUUGAUUUAUCAGGAGAUGCUUAUAUGCAAACACCUAAUAGUAAGAUUCCAGAAACUAUUCCCGGAUCGCUGGUCCUACAGGUUUCAACUCCUCAACCAGAAACUCUUGAGCAUGCUCUCUCAGCAAUAAGUCCACCAGAUUUUGAGCACGAUAAUCUUACAGAUUUUGGACAUGUUUCGAAGUCAUGUAAACGAUCUCUCCCUUUCAACUUGGAAAAUGAGAACGAUUUUUUAUCCAUAGAAGCAGCAGAAGUGAUUAGAUAUCAUGUAACUCAAAGUUACAACAAAUUCUUGACAAAUCCAUUGGACGGUUUUAAUGAGCAGGCAGUUGAUACAAAUAGCUCCAUUGGCUUAGAAGAUAAUUUAGAGGCAGAGUCCCAACCCAACCAAGGAAAUGAUCCUAGUAUCUACCAGGAUGAUCAGAGAGCCUGUCAGCAUCAUUUUCUGAAAGUUUAUGAAAGGAGGAAAACUCAAAUAGAUUUGAUGCCCUUGGCAGGAAAUGAAGCUCACGUCUACCCGAACAACCAUGGAACAAUCUCGGCUUGUCGGGAUCAUUCUGUGAAAGUUUAUAAAAGGAGGACAAUAGGAAACACUGGCGCGGUGCCUUUGGCAGGAAAUGAAACGACCUCCCAGAAUGACCAUAAAUCCCAAGAAAAAGGUGGUUCUCGGCUUGAUUUUCUGGAAAGUUACAGGACAUCAAAUAACAUUGGCACUGCUGAUUAUGCAGACAAAGGCUGGAAUCCACUGGAUACUAAUACAAAGAGCAAAGUGACUUCAAAGAGCUCUUUUACAAUUUGCAAGAGGGUUACCAGGAGGGAUUUUGAAAUUGUUAAUGGUGCUAAAAAUACAUGUUUUUCAAAUAUGAAAUCGGGGCAGAAAGGAAAAUUUAGAUCACAUUUUGUUGUAAUGGUCCUACCUAACAAGAAUCAAAUUGCAGCUGCAAUGGCUGAUAUAGAAUCUUUUGAGUGUGUGUUCAGCUUGUCCCCUAUGGUUAAGUCUCGUAGGAGGAGAUUAAUCCAUCCUAAGAGGACCAAGUCUGCUCACAGGGAAGAAUAUACAAAACUAGAACCAUUACCUUUGUCUGCUCGCAGGGAAGAAAAUACAGAACUAGGACCAAUUCUGCCCAUGAACGCCUUGACUUUGUCUCCACUAGUCACGUCCAAAAGAAAGAGAUCUAAGAAUUGCAAAAGAUCAACUGCUAUUCUAGAUCCUCUCUGCCUUAAGUCAGGUUUAAGUGCAAUCAAUGGGUUUGAAUCUUUUGUAGAUAAGUGGUCUCAAAUAAGUGCUUGCAAUGAAAUUCAGGAAUGCUCGCAACAUGAAGGUUUGUGGCCCCAAACAGAUAAAUCAGGUUGCAAUGAUAUUGAAGAGUGCCCCCAACAUGAAGAUUUAUUGCCUAGAACAAAUAAAUCAACUUGCAGUGAAAUUCAGGAAUACACACAACAUGAGAAUCUGCUGCCUAAAACAAAGCGUUCAACAAAGAUAAUCACCGUUGCAGCAAUUAUUCGGAUUUUUAAAAAAAUAAAGAUUUGUGAUACGAGAACUUAUAAAAAGAAAACAACAACCAGCAACAAUAAUGACCAGCUUGUCUUGUGGAAUCCUGAUGGUUCAAUGAUUGUUCAAAAUCCCAAAGCCAAAGAAUUGCCCAGGGUUAAUGAUGACCAGCUUUUCUUGCGGAAUCCUGAUGGUUCAAUGAUUGUUCAAAAGCGCAAAGCCAAAAAAUUGCCCAAGGUUAAUGAUGACCAGCUUGUCUUGAGGAAUCUUGAUGGUUCAAUGAUUGUUCAAAAGCGCAAAGCCAAAGAAUUGCCCAAGGUUGAUCUUGAUAGUGAAUCAGAGCGAGUGUGGGAACAACUCAUAGAAAAUGGUGGAAUUGACGAGGACCCGGAUGAAAAGAAGAAUAUAUGGUGGAAGGAACAAAGAGAAUUAUUUAAAGGAAGAGCAGACUCAUUCAUUGCCCGCAUGUGUCUCGUCUUAGGGAAAAGGACUUUUUCCCCAUGGAAAGGGUCAGUGGUAGACUCUGUGGUUGGCGUUUUCCUAACACAAAACGUGUCAGAUUAUCUUUCAAGCAAUGCCUUCAUGCUUCUUGCUUCAGCGUUCCCACUUCAAAAUAGUCGAGAAAUGACUACACAACAAGAACAAGCUCUAGCGAUUACACAUGUAUUGCCAGAUUCAGAUGAAAUUUUUGUGUCAAAUACGUCAGAAAGUAUGCAAGAAGAAAAUAUUGGAAAUCAAAAUACAUGUGGAAGUCAGUCUUCAGCCAAUUGUGGUAACCCAGAAGUGAUAAGCUUUGCUAAGAGUUGCGAUUUAGUAAAUGAAACAGGGGAUUUGCCCGACGAGAUGUCGAGAGAGAAAAAUAAAUUGCCAAAGAGAGAAUUUGAUUGGGAUAGAUUGAGGAAAGCCUAUUCUACUGGAACAUAUACUGGUUCCACUGAAAGUAACAGGGAUUCGGUUAAUUGGGAAGCUGUUAGACAUGCUGAUGUUAAAAUGAUUUUUGAACAAAUUAAAUGUCGAGGACAGGGUAAUGUUCUUGCUGCAAAAAUUAAGAAUUUUCUUAAUCGAUCGUUUGAACAUCAUGGAAGCGUUGACCUUGAGUGGUUAAGAGAUGUCCCGAAGGAGGAUGUGAAAGAAUAUUUAUUGAGUAUUUAUGGGCUUGGGCCGAAGAGCACGGAUUGCAUUCGACUUUUGUCACUUCGACAUCAUUCCUUCCCGGUUGACAUAAAUGUUGCUCGGAUAGUAGUACGUCUAGGAUGGGUCCCUUUGCAACCAUUACCUGAUGGGCUCCAAAUGCAUCUUUUGGAAAAGUUCCCCCUGGAGAGUUCCAUACAAAAGUACCUUUGGCCACGUUUAUGCGAACUUGAUGUGUCAACACUAUAUGAAUUGCAUUAUCACAUGAUCACAUUCGGAAAGGUCUUCUGUACAAAGAAAAAGCCAAACUGUGAUGCCUGCCCAUUGAGAACCGAAUGCAGGCAUUUUGCUAGUGCAUUUGCAAGUACUAGGCUUCGCCUCCCAGGACCACAACAGAAAGGAGAGGCUGACUCUAAGCAACCUGAUACAGUUGAUGACGUCCUAAACAUGUGUGUGUCGUUACCAAAUUUGCCCCAUUCUAGCGAAAGCUUCUCGCAUUCCAGCUUUCAGACUCAACAUUAUGAGCCUAUCGUAGAAAUGCCAGAAUCUCCAGAGCACAGACCUCUAGAAUUACUGGAACAAGACAUUGAAGACUUCUCUUAUGAGGCAGAGCAUGAACAGGAGAUUCCUACCAUCAAACUCAACACUAAAGCUUUUGGAGAAAAUAUUUUGAGCUUCAUUGACAAGUCCAAUAAAGACUUCAAAGAAAUUGUGUUGAGCUUUAUUGAUGAGAUCAGUAAAUUGCAAAGUGAUGAAGAAGUGUCCAAAGCCUUGGUUCUUUUGAAUCCAAAAUCUGCUGCGUGUCCUGCUCGUAAAUUGAAGACGGAGACUCGACUUAGGACUGAGCACUUAGUGUAUGAGCUUCCAGAUGAUCAUCCUCUUUUGAGUGGGUUUGAGAAACGGGAGCCUGAUGACGAUUGCCCUUACCUUCUUGCCAUCAGCCAAACAGAGCAAGUUGUGCAUAAACAGGAAAAAAAUGGAAAAGAUUCUAGCUCCAAUGAAUUAGAGAAAUGUUCGGACAAUACAAAUUACUUUCCAAAAGAUGAAAUAAUCUAUGGGACGAUUUUGAUUCCAUGUCGGACGGCAAAUAGGGGAAGUUUUCCACUGAAUGGGACUUACUUCCAGAUCAACGAGGUUUUCGCUGAUCAUGAGUCGAGCCUAAAUCCAAUUCCCGUUGCAAGAGCCUCCAUAUGGAAUUUGAGAGUGACAACUCUAUAUUGCGGAACUUCAGUUUCGUCCAUUGUAAAAGGCUUGUCAACCAUGGAUAUUCAGAAAUGUUUCUGGAAAGGUUUCAUGGUGGUAAGAGGAUAUGACAGAAAACAGAGGGCUCCUAGACCUCUCCAUGCUCGAUUUCAUAGAAAAGGAAACAUAGAGAAAUUUGAUGAUGAAUGAUACUUAGUGUUAUCGAUGAAAAAUUCAUCAUAGUUGCUCAUAAUUUUUUCAUUCUUUAACUAUUUAGAUUACAAGACAGGAUUUUCUUGUUGUACUUGUUCGAAUCAUUGUUCAUUUGGUUUAUAGUCUAAGUUCAUAAAUGAGAUUUACCCUGUCAAAGUCACAA